Messenger RNA from Saccostrea echinata, 1482 nucleotides. RefSeq names its product kelch-like protein 13. The record is from RefSeq and is a predicted model, not a curated record. Gene Ontology annotation, molecular function: protein binding. Lineage: Eukaryota; Metazoa; Mollusca; Bivalvia; Ostreida; Ostreidae. The transcript is spliced from 8 exons. The coding region runs from base 182 to 1285 and encodes 367 amino acids.
UUACGUAUAAGCACUGUCUGUUUGGAAAGGUUUUAUCAAUAAGAGCAAAAUGUUUAGAGUAAACAUCUAUAAUGUGGAGUACAUCCGUUUUAUUUUACAGCAGAUAAUCCAAUAUAAAGUUAAGGGUUAGGGAAAUAGAUAUGGAUUUGAAGACGACGGACAUUUAAGACAACAUGGAAGAAUGAACAACUCUAGAAGAUCAUCUUCCGGUCAGUUUGUCCAGCACCGUUUGUACACCAUCAAUAGGUCGGGGUCCGGGGAGGCUUUUUAUAUCCUCCUGACCCCAGACCACAACGAUGUCCUGACGUAUCAAAUCAAAACGGAGCACUGGAAGGCUACAAAGGAUAUUAGUCACUUUGGAGUUGCUAUCGUAAAUAACUUCCUGUACAUUAUUGGAGGGUUUAACGUGGCUACUGCCAAGCACGUAAAAAGAGUUGUCAGGUUUGAUCCAGACGAUGGAACAUGGAAAGACGUAAAACCUCUUCCAAUCGCACGUGCCAAGUUCGCUACUGCUGUAUUGGACGGCAAAAUCCUGAUCCUAGGCGGAGAGGAAAGCAACGGUAAAGUUCUGUCCUCCUGUGAAAUGUAUGACCCUGAACAGAAUGAAUGGACAGAGGCACCACCACUGGUCUCACCAAGAGCGAACCACAUGUGUGUGGUGCACCACAACGAAAUUUAUUGCGCAGGGGGUUACUAUGGUAACAAGAGCCACAGAAAUAUCUGGACCUACGAGGGCAGACGUUGGGAGGAUCUGGGAAGGCCUUACCCACAUCAACUUCCGGAAAGUCUGGAUAGAUUCGCCAUGACAACAGUCGGUAGACAUUUAUAUUUCAUUGGAGGUGUCGUGUGCACCAUGGACAAUCAAGAAAAGAAAUUGAAAUUUGUAACACACCGUCGUAUUUUUUCCUACACGACCAGCGUGUCAGCCAUGUCUCGACCGGAAGUAGUAGAGGAGGAGGAAGACGACACGGAUGACGAGAAACCCGUCCUUGUGUCUGAGUUUAUCUCCCCCUGGAACCUAGCUCUGCCCAAUAUGUCGUACGGCCGUCACAGUCAUGGCGUCGCUACUGUCGGGACUCGUAUUUUUGUCAUGGGAGGAUCGCUGUUGGAAACAGGUCAACAAGUGCGUAUAGUGGAGGUGUUCGAUACAGAGAAAGGGGAGUGGGAGGAGGACUUCCGGUUCCGGAAAGGUGAUGUAUCAAAUGUAACUUGUGCAAUUUUGGAAGUACCCUACAAGCAAGAAGAAACUCGAGUGAACGAACGACUAAAAUGGAUACUAUGGUAGAUGAUCAUUAAGACCAAAGAAAAGUUGUUUUCAGUAUAUAUGUUCACACACACCACAUCAGAGAGAAAAAAAUUUCUGCUUCGAUUAUUUUAACAGUUGUACAUGUUCUGGUCAAAUUGAACAUUUAUAUAUACAUUUGUACAUGAAAUUGUUAUCAUUUUUUUUUAUUGUUAAGUGAUCUCUGUAUUAAUCAAAUA